Fusarium venenatum is the source of this 1197-nucleotide messenger RNA. Its product is annotated as S-adenosyl-L-methionine-dependent methyltransferase. Lineage: Eukaryota; Fungi; Ascomycota; Sordariomycetes; Hypocreales; Nectriaceae. Gene Ontology annotation, molecular function: O-methyltransferase activity. The record is from RefSeq and is a predicted model, not a curated record.
AUGGGCUCUAUAGGCUAUUCAACUGACUCCAUCAUCGCUGCCCUUGACGGCAUCCAUCCAGAUCAAUUCUGCGGCGAUGAAGUAGAGCGUCUGCGAGUUCGCGCGGCUGCUCGCCGUCUUUUAGCAAGAGUGGAAUCACCAUACGAAAGGGCCUGGGGUUUAUGCUUUGAGCAUCCUGCUGUAUUUUCUGCUUUACAGACUUGCACCGACCUGGGUAUCUGGAAAACCUGGACUGAAGUUGGCGGUGGGAAGAAGACCAUAGGUGAUCUGGUUGCGAUGUCAAGGAGGGAUAUUGAGGUCAAUCUGCUGCGACGUCUUUUUCGCCUACUGGCAGCCUUUAAUGUUGUCGAAGAAACAGACCAAGACACAUUCAAGCCAACGCCAUUCUCAUACGCCAUAGGCGAUGAGUCCACCAAAGUCCGAGCAUCACUCGAGGCAGCAACUCAGCAUUAUAUCUCAGCUGGCCAAAGCCUCCCCAGAUACCUAGCUAAAAUUGGCUACAAAGAGCCUAAAUCAGCUGAAGACAGCAACUAUGCAGCAAGUGACCCGGAAGGUCUUACCUUCUUUAGUCGACUUCAAAAGAGUCCAGAGUAUUAUGCAGCUUUCACGGGACACAUGGAGGCCUGGACAGCGUGGAAGACGCCAUGGACCAAGAUCUACGACCCCAGCAAGUUGAUGGAUGGCGCCGAUCUGAGUAAACCUCUUGUUGUAGACGUUGGCGGUAACACAGGAAUUGAUAUCUCUCACGUUCUCAAAGCGAGACCUGGUUUACCUGCCGGGUCACUGGUUCUGCAGGACCUCCCAGAGAUUAUUCGAAAGGUUAAUGUCCAUGAAAAAUUUACAGCUCAGGUUCAUGACUUUUUUAAACCUCAACCAGUAAUGGGGAGUCGCGUAUAUUUUAUGCAUGCUGUUUUCCACGACUGGCCUGAUGUCGAAGCUACACAAAUCCUUCAACACACUAGGAAUGCCAUGACCAAAGGCUACUCGAAGCUUUUCAUCUAUGAUAUUGUUCUGCCGCCGAAGGGAGCUAGCAUCAGCCAGGCUACCAUGGAUGUUCAAAUGAUGUCUCUCCUCUCAUCUUCGGAAAGGACCAAGACUCAGUGGGAGAAUUUGUUGGAAGGGACUGGGUUUCACAUUGUCAAGUUUUGGCCUGAUCCACAGCAAUAUGAGAUGCUGAUUGAGGCUGAGGUUGCUUAG